Pyrus x bretschneideri (Chinese white pear) is the source of this 1375-nucleotide messenger RNA. RefSeq names its product 2-alkenal reductase (NADP(+)-dependent). The transcript is spliced from 5 exons. The coding region runs from base 111 to 1163 and encodes 350 amino acids. Gene Ontology annotation, molecular function: 2-alkenal reductase [NAD(P)H] activity. The record is from RefSeq and is a predicted model, not a curated record. NCBI's taxonomy places the organism in Eukaryota, Viridiplantae, Streptophyta, Magnoliopsida, Rosales, Rosaceae.
CAAACAUUAGAUUAUGAAAAAUUUCGCAAAUUUUGCAUCAAACCGGAACGAGUGACAGAGAGAGGCAGGGGUAGCGCAGUGCAGGUAAGGAGAAAGCAAAAUCGAAAGCCAUGGCGGAAGUGAAGAACAAACAGGUGAUAUUCAAGGAGUAUGUGGAAGGGUCUCCCAAAGAAUCGGACAUGAACUUUACAGAUGCUGCCACCAUCAAGUUGAAACUCCCUGAUGAUGAAGACGAAGCUUCGAAAGCCGUGUUGGUGAAGAACCUCUACUUGUCAUGUGAUCCUGUGAUGCGCAUCCUUAUGAGAAAACCUGGAGACGAAACUUCAGCUUAUUUUACACCCUAUGCCCCUGGUUCUCCCUUGAGUGGGUAUGGAGUGGCUAAAGUUUUGGAUUCCAGAAACUCGAACUUUAAGGAAGGUGACCUAGUCUGGGGUACAACCAAAUGGGAAGAGUACAGCGUAAUCACCGCACUGGAAAGCCUCCGUAAGAUCCAACACACCGAUGUACCCCUUUCUUACUACACUGGCAUUCUCGGUAUGCCUGGUCUGACUGCCUAUGCAGGCUUCAACGAAGUUUGUUUUCCUAAGAAGGGAGAAUAUGUCUUCAUUUCAGCGGCAUCUGGUGCGGUUGGUCAGCUAGUUGGACAGUUUGCAAAGUUGUUGGGUUGUUACGUUGUCGGAAGUGCUGGAAGUAAAGAAAAGGUUGACCUUUUGAAGAGUAAGCUUAACUUUGAUGAAGCUUUCAAUUACAAGGAAGAGCAUGACUUGAACGCAACUCUGAAAAGGUACUUUCCCGAAGGCAUUGACAUAUACUUUGAGAAUGUCGGGGGGAAAUUUCUUGACGCAGUCCUCCUUAACAUGAGAGUCCACGGCCGCAUUGCAGUGUGCGGAAUGAUUUCACAGUACAAUCUUGAUCAACCUGAAGGUGUCACAAAUUUGAUGUGUCUCGUAUAUAAGCGGAUCCAUAUGCAAGGUUUUACAGUCCGCGAUUACUAUCACCUCUAUCCCAAGUACUUGGACUUUAUACUUCCUUGUAUAAGAGAGGGAAGGGUGGUCUAUUUAGAAGACAUUGCUCAAGGCCUCGAGAACGGACCAGCUGCGUUGGUUGGACUUUUUAGGGGACGCAACGUCGGAAAACAAGUAGUUUCAGUUUCCCAGUUUUAGCGGAGCAUUCCGUUGUGUAUCUUCUUGUGCCUGUGUCAAUGCGUCAUGUCUCCGUGGGACUAAAUCGUAGGUCUGUGUUUGUCAAUAACGUAAUUACCUAAUGUAGGCGUGUAUUGACUUAAUGAAUAACAGCAGACAGACAAACUAAGUAUCUGAUGUCUGCGUUUGUGAAACUUGCAAGACCAGUUUAUCACAUUGGAUGUUUUCCUCUU